Cynara cardunculus var. scolymus (artichoke) is the source of this 1030-nucleotide messenger RNA. Its product is annotated as transcription factor MYB41-like. The transcript has 5 exons. The record is from RefSeq and is a predicted model, not a curated record. Bases 51 to 950 code for a protein of 299 amino acids. Lineage: Eukaryota; Viridiplantae; Streptophyta; Magnoliopsida; Asterales; Asteraceae.
CGUUGCUUUGCGUAUUCAGCCUAUUAUCACUAUCCUAACUGAUUUUAGAAAUGGGGAGAGCACCCUGUUGUGAGAAGACUGGAUUGAAAAGAGGGCCAUGGACACAGGAAGAAGAUGAGCUUCUUGUUGAAUACAUCAAGAAGAAUGGCCAUGGCAGCUGGCGUUCGCUUCCUAAGCUUGCUGGUCUCCUCCGGUGUGGGAAGAGUUGCCGGCUCCGGUGGACAAAUUAUCUCCGGCCAGACAUCAAACGUGGCCCCUUCAGUCCUGAAGAAGAAAAGCUUGUCAUCCAGUUACAUGCAAUUCUUGGCAACAGAUGGGCUGCCAUUGCUGCCCAGAUGCCCGGAAGAACAGAUAACGAGAUCAAGAAUCUGUGGAACACACAUUUACGGAAACGUCUCUUAUCCAUAGGCAUCGACCCGCAAACCCACGAGCCGACCUCUGUAUCCUCGCCUUCAGUGGGCCCACUAAAACGACCCUCAGCCUCGCCUUCCACCCGCCACAUGGCGCAAUGGGAGAGCGCCAGGAUGGAAGCCGAGGCACGGCUCUCGAUGGAGUCUUCGGCUUCGGUGUCGGUUCUACUUUCGUCACCUAACAAGAGUACCACCAGCACCGACUAUUUCCUACGUAUUUGGCAUUCAGAAGUCGGUGAAUCUUUCCAAAACCUCAACAAGGGGAAGAUGGGUUGUUUCAGCCCAGCUUCCCAAACCUCCGAGUCUAACACAACCAUAGAGACAGAACCUAAACCGUACCGUGAACCAGAACCACGGCUAGAUGGUGUAACUUUCUGCCAGGGAUUUACGCGUGCGUCGAGCCCGUGUGAAAUGGAAGAUUCAUCUGAUACUUCACUACAAUUGUUCUUUGAUUUUGCCGGGCUUAAUGAUAUGAGCUUCUUAGAAUCUAAUAAUUGGUUUUCCUCUUCUUUUUUGAGGUUGUGGGUGAACAAACCAUAACUUAGUCAGGCAAACCACAAGGUAGGACAAUUUAUCACCUGCUUUCUCUCUUCUUUUCUUUUAAUUUCCAAACUUUAACU